UUUGCUAUUUACAAAUAUUUAAAGGUCUCUCAAUGAAACUACUGCAAUUUGUAUUUGGAGAAUCAUGUCAAAUAUGAAUAGAUUUGAAUUACGAUAUUGUAGUAAAAUUUGUAACGGAAUCGUGACUUGAAUACAUAUAAAUUGGAACUAAAAUCUAAAUUAUUAUAAUUAUUAUAUUACUGCAUAUUUUAAACUGCUAACUGAAGUGUAAAGAUGUCAACAACUUAAGCAUUAAAUGCAAGUUGAUAUCAUGACUGGAAUAUUUCCUCUUCAUUACAGUCUAAAGAUUUUAAAUCAUUUUAAGUCAGAAAUAGAUGUUUACAUAACAUGAUAUAUAUAUAUCUAAUAAACGAUGUCUGGAUUAUCUGGCAUUGGAGUAUUCUGGGCGUUUUCUUCCUUUAUUUCUUCUGUCAUUUCGUGUGUUGGCUACUUUAUGCCUUACUGGGUAACAGGACAGAUGUUUAUUCAAAUCAAUGGUCAGACGGGUCAAUUCAUUCCAGUACAUUUUGGUAUAUUCCGUCGGUGUAACUAUCCGGCGAUAAAUGCCCGAGGUGAACUUACGAUUGUAUUGGAAUGUGGACGGUACACGACAUUUACGGACAUUCCGAGCACGUCAUGGCAGAUAGCCACUAUUGUGAUUGGGGCUGCAUGUGGGAUGUGUUUACUUGUUUCGCUGACGGCAAUGUUUGGUAUCUGUGUGAAGGGCGUGGUUAUCCCAAUGGUAGCGCUCUUGGCUAGGAUUCUUCAGAUGUGUUCAGGUUUAUUAAUGGCUGCCGGUGUGAGCAUAUAUCCAAAUGGUUGGGAUAGCCCCGAGGUGCAGCAGGCCUGUGGGAAUAUUUCUAAAUCGUAUCAUCUAGGUGAAUGUUCACUAUCUUGGUGUUUCUACAUGACAUGUGCAGGAAUAGGAGUUACCCUAAUGUGCUCAGCUCUCGCUUUCCAUGCGCCUAAAGAAAAAUAAGUCAUUACCAGAUAUUAAAAGAAAUGAUGCAGCACAUUUGCUUCUCACAAAACUUUGACAUAAUUGAUCUCAAAAAUAUACCUUCAAUAAAUCUGAAAAAACAAAAUGUUACAUGUUGACUGAAGUGCACACGGAGAUUAACAAAAGAAAUGAUAUAUGAAUUGUUUGAUAAACAUUUCUGUGUUCAAGAUUAACAUGACGGGAUUCAAUGAUGUGAUAAACUUGACCUGUAUUCGCGCUAGCACAAAAAUGUCAUGUUAUUUCGUAAAGGGUUCAAAGCGGAAAAAAAGUACAAUUACAUUCCUGAAAGAAGAAAUUUCGGUCUGCCACGUCAGUAACAGGUUAUGGGCUUCAAAAUCCAGCCACUGUCAAUAGUGUGAAACUUGUGAAUUAUUUUCUGUGAGAAAAAACGUUGUAAAUGUUGGAUCAGAAAACAAUGAAAUAAUUGCUUAUACUAAUUCCUUUCCAUGGUGGGGUUGGCAUAAUCAUCAUUGCACUUUUUUCGAGCGGAAAGUAAAUGUAAAUUAGUGAGAGUAGUAAUAAACUGAAAAUCUUGUAAACAUUUAGAACAUUACGUUUACAUUUUGCUGUCAAAGUUACUAAUGUUUGAGCAUUUUCUGAAACGUCUCAGUGAAUUUCAAUGUGACCAUUUUUGAUAAAAUGAAUUCAUUUUCACUGUAUGAGAUGGAAUUUAGAUAUCGUAUAUCAUUAUAUUAAAACAAAAAACUUCAAUAUUACAUUGAAAAUUGACAUAAUGAAGUAUGUGAAUAUGAAAUAAAAAAAACAA
Messenger RNA from Mercenaria mercenaria, 1745 nucleotides. Its product is annotated as LHFPL tetraspan subfamily member 6 protein-like. The record is from RefSeq and is a predicted model, not a curated record. NCBI's taxonomy places the organism in Eukaryota, Metazoa, Mollusca, Bivalvia, Venerida, Veneridae. Gene Ontology annotation, cellular component: membrane. The transcript is spliced from 3 exons. The coding region runs from base 353 to 958 and encodes 201 amino acids.